UUGGCGAGCGGUUCGUGAACGGACCUGUUCCUUUUCCGGAGGAAUUUGAUUUAAUUCCUAAUAUAAAUAAUCUAAGACGGCCCUUUUUCCGCAGCCUGGUCAAAUAAAAUUCACUUACGGUAAUAAUUGUAAUUAUUAAGCCCUCUAGCGAUGAAGAUCCGCAAAAUGUAGAUCCAAUUGUCGUCUUUAGCCUGAAGUUCUUUUGAAGAUAAACUUUGUGAAGUUCCGGUGUGUUGUCGGCUUAGUGAAGACACUCAGGCCUACCUUUUUAUAGAUGAGUGCGUGGGUUUGUGAAGUGGUUAAGAAAUUCACAGGCUGAUGAAUUAACUCCGCUAAUUGAUGUGGCACGAGGACUAGAAACUCCUGGGAGGAGUGCCGGACAUGAAUUACACUCAAGGCAAGGGACGGCUGCACCCAGCCUACAGCCUCAGUGGCUCCGAGGGCGAGGACAACCCCAGGGUCUCUGGGACCAGAGGUCCGUCUCAGGCCCAAAGUCUCUAUAACCAAAGUCAGCCCGGUCAGUCUCACAGCCACUACAACACGGCCCACAAAAGAGGAAACGCGAGUUAUCAACAACCUCAAUUGUACCACGUCGCCAGCAGAGUUGAGGGCCUCAGCGACACUCCUACUUCUGGGAACGCCAGCGACGAGACUCUUACUGAUUGCGAGCUGACCCAUCUGGCUCGGGAGUGGAACGGUUGUUUAUUGGACAACUCGGCACCCCGGGGCCCGCCCGAUGUGCCUCCUCGCAACCCCACAAUGAGUCGGCUCAACGGAAGACUGCCCGGUAGCCACGCUAGUGAUCACGAUCGCGAUCUUGAUUUGGAGCCCUCUUGUCUAGUGAGAACGCCGUCAGGAAAUUUUUACAACAAACCGCCAAAGAAUACGAAGAAUGAAUACAAUAACAAGCACCAGUCAACGGGAAAUAGUCCAAUAAAAGUAGAGCUACAAAACAAUAUGGAUAGGGUACCAUUGCCUUACGGCCACGCGCCAUCGAUGAUCCCAAUGAGAAGACAAAGCAUCAGGUGCCACUUUCGCAAGGGCAUGGACUGGUGCAGCUGGAAGUUGAUCGCAAUAGUUGCGAUCACAAUUGCCAUUUGCUUGAUUGGUGCCUUGAUCUACUUGGCCGCAUCAAGCUCGGUCACUUGGCCGUACCACGCCACCAAAGCCUGCAACGUUUUGGUGGACAGCCAGGACAAGAGCCUGGAGACAAAGAACGUGACGUCAGCAUCAGCUACGUCAAGCCCUGGACGAGCUAGACAACCAGCAGGAGGUGAGAAUCCAGGAGAUCAUGUAGAUAGUAAUGGUUAUGUUUACAGUAGAAAGCGUAGAGACACUAGUCAGCAUGACAAUUGGGACUUGGUUAACCCUCAGUUUGACACGGUAACUAUGCAUGAUCAUUUAACUGAGCACGGUGGUGGGUUUUCUGGUGCUAGUUAUCUAGGUAGUGAUGCUAGUGAUGCUAGUGAUGCUUCUUUCGAGUCUACCACUAGUAGUUCCAUUUUUCAAGAGCAGACAAUCUUCAGUGAUGAUGGGACAACCAUUUCUGAUGAUCAGGAGACUUCUGAUGCUUGGAAAUCGACUACUGAUCAUCAAGAUGCUGCUUCUGAAGGUCAAACUCCAGGUUUUGAUGAUCAAGACCCUGUCUUGGACGUCCAAGUUCAUCCUGAAGCUCAGGAGCCAGCUUCUAGUGAUCAAAAGAUCAUUUUAAAUGAUCAGGAGCAAAGAUCUGAUGAUCUGGUACCUCCUGAAGGCCAAAAAGCUGAUACUGAUGCUGCUGAAACCAGUUUUGAUGAUCAGGAGGCUUCUUUUGUGACCACUUCAUCACUUUUUGAUACUAAGACACUUCCUGGUCAAAUACCUGAUCCUGAUGGUGGAAUAUCCAGUUUUGAUGAUCAGGAGGCUUUUUCGGUGACCAAUUCAUCAGCUUUUGAUGAUCUAAUACCUUCUGAAAGUCAAGCACCUGAUCCUGAUGGUUUAAUAUUCAAUUUUGAAGAUCAGGAGGUAUCUUCAUCAGCUCUACCAACUUCAGAGGCUCAAAAUCCGACUCUAAAUGACCUUCAGGCACUUUCUGAUGACCAAGAAUCAAUCUUAGCCAUCGAAAUCCCUCCAGAGCCUGAAAAAUCACUCUCUAAAGAUCGAAGAUCAAUUCUAGCGACAAAAACACCUGUAAUUAUCCAAGCUUUAGCUACUGAUCACCCAAGAACAUCAACUCUAGAAGUUUUAAGCCCACUUCCUCAUCAACUGGAGCUAGAUACUACUGGUAAAUCAUCAACAACUGAUGCUCCGGUGCUAAAAAUCACAGCUGAUCUUCCUAGAGAGUCCUCCAGAGAGGAGCAAGACCGAGUUUUGCUAGAUGAAGUGCCUCAGCAGGAUUUCCCAGGCUCACUGUACAAUUCUGAAGUGAUUGAGAUUGUGGCGCUGAACGAACCAGUAAAUUCAGGAAGAAACACUUACACUGUUGAAGAAGAAGACCCGCCAACUCUCGGCUCACAAUCUGGAGAGUCAAUGGAGGUCAUUGGAGAUACUAACAAAAUAACAGAAACUUCGCAAGAUACCACAGAAAUGAUCCAGGUUAAUGUAACCAUCUCCAGCACAGACACCAAAUCAUCCCCCAAGCAACUCUACGUAGUAUCCAUCUCUGUUCCUCGUGAUCCUGGAACUAAUCCUAAUAUUGUGACUAUUCCUAAUUCCUACGAACUUCCUCCGCCUCCUAAACCUCCAGCUACACCUCCACCAAUUUGGGCUGGAGGCGAGUGUGAGUGCUCUUGCCCUUGUAUGGACUCUGAUGAUGAUGAUGACUGGGGCUCUUUUCCAGCCGAGGAAUUUCAGGAGUUUGAUACCUUAACCACUUUAGAUGAUUUAACUGGUACUUCUUAUGGUAUCACUGAUGAUACUGGUGUUACUGAUAGUUCUGUUGGUAAUGAUUAUUGUGGCAUGCCACAAGAGCCAACAAUUCUAAUCCUCGAAGGUGCUAGGACCUUUCCUGCCAGGUCUUUCCCUCCAGAUGGUACAACCUUCGCCCAGGUGAGCUUGGGCCAGCACCUGAACAAGGAGAUUCCUGCUUACAGCUACUGGAACAUGCAGUUCUACCAAUCGGAGGCCGCUUACGUAAGGUUUGAUUACAGUAUUCCAAGAGGAGCUUCUAUUGGCGUCUACGCCAGGAGAAAUGCGCUGCCUACUCACACCCAGUAUGACCUCCUGGAGGUUCUUAGUGGAUUCAAGGCUAGAACUACCAGAGCUUCUCAUCCGUCGAUCAAAAAGGAGGUAACCCAUUACAUGGAACCUGGUCACUGGUUCCUAUCAUUGUACAAUGACGACGGCGACCCCCAAGAAAUCUCCUUUAUCGCAGUGAUCGCCGAAGACAUGACCCACAAUUGUCCCAACGGAUGCAGCGGCAAAGGAGAAUGUCUUCUAGGCCACUGCCAGUGCAACCCAGGAUUCGGAGGUGAGGACUGCAGCGAGAGUGUAUGCCCUGUGCUCUGCAGCCAGCGCGGGGAAUACAUUAACGGCGAAUGUCAAUGCAAUCCUGGAUGGAAAGGCAAGGAGUGCUCUUUGAGGCACGACGAGUGCGAAGUUCCUGAUUGUAAUGGUCACGGUCACUGUACUAAUGGAAAGUGCAACUGCGUUCGUGGGUACAAGGGCAAGUUCUGUGAGGAACCUGAUUGUCCUCACCCAACAUGUUCAGGUCAUGGGUUCUGCGCUGAAGGGACUUGCAUCUGCAAGAAAGGCUGGAAGGGAGUCGAUUGUAGUCAGAUGGACAAGGAAGCUCUGCAGUGUCUUCCAGAUUGCAGUGGCCAUGGGAACUUUGAUUUGGAGACUCAGACGUGUCAUUGCGAGCCCAUGUGGUCUGGGGAUGAUUGUUCUAAAGAGCUUUGUGACCUGGACUGUGGUCCUCAUGGUCAUUGUGUGGAUAAUGCUUGUGAUUGUGUCCCUGGGUGGUCUGGCGAGCUUUGUAAUUUGAAGCAAUGCGAUCCUAGGUGCAAUGAGCAUGGUCAGUGCAAGAAUGGAACCUGUCUUUGCGUUACUGGGUGGAACGGAAGGCACUGCACUAUGGAGGGAUGUCCGAAUUCUUGUUCUGGUCAUGGACAGUGCAGGGUCAAUGUUGACGCUCAGUGGGAGUGCAGGUGCUAUGAUGGAUGGGAUGGUAAAGAUUGUGGGGUACUUUUGGAACAGAAUUGCAGUGAUCAGCGGGAUAAUGAUAAAGAUGGACUAAUCGACUGCGCUGAUCCUGAAUGCUGUGGCAACCACGCUUGCAGAGGCAGCCAAUUGUGCGUAUCCGCGCCCAAACCCAUCGACAUCCUCCUAAGAAAGCAGCCACCAGCAAUAACAGCGUCGUUCUUCGAGCGAAUGAAGUUCCUAAUUGACGAAGGCAGCCUCCAAAACUACGCCCGACAAGAAAGCUUCAACGAAAGCGUCUUCUGGAAUCACUUCAACACCAGUCGAUCUGCAGUAGUACGCGGAAGAGUGGUCACUUCAAUGGGAACUGGUUUAAUGGGAGUCCGAGUUAGUACCAGCACACCUUUAGAAGGCUUCACCUUGACCCGGGAUGACGGAUGGUUCGAUCUUCUGGUCAAUGGCGGUGGUGCUGUCACUCUUCAAUUUGGCCGUUCGCCAUUCAAGCCUCAGACCCACAUCGUUUUUGUUCCAUGGAAUGAGGUGGUGAUAAUCGACCGGAUUGUAAUGAGCACCGUCGAUGAAAAGCCUCCAAUCCACAUCGCGCAUGCCUGUGCGGCGCACGACUACGACCAAAUGAAGCCCGUAGUCUUGGCAACCUGGAAGCACGGGUUCCAAGGCGCGUGUCCUGAAAAGAGCGCCAUUUUGGCAGAGUCCCAAGUAGUCCAAGAAAGUCUUCAAAUUCCUGGAACUGGUCUAAACUUAGUCUACCACAGUUCCCGCGCAUCUGGUUACUUAUCAACAAUCCAGCUACAAUUAACUCCCGAGAGCAUCCCACCGACUCUAAACCUGAUCCACCUGCGCAUCACCAUCGAAGGAAUCCUCUUCGAAAAGACCUUUGAAGCGGAUCCAGUGAUAAAGUUUACCUACGCUUGGAACCGCUUGAACGUCUACCGUCAAAGAGUCUACGGUGUGACGACAGCCAUGGUCAAGGUUGGUUAUGAAUAUGCUGAUUGCAAGGACAUCAUCUGGGACGUUCAAACCACCAAGUUGAGCGGGCAUGAUAUGUCUAUCUCAGAAGUGGGAGGCUGGAACCUGGACAUCCACCACCGCUACAACUUCCACGAGGGAAUCUUGCAGAAAGGUGACGGCAGCAAUAUUUACCUCAAGCACAAGCCAAGAGUCAUCCUUACUGCCAUGGGCGAUGGACACCAGCGUCCUUUAGACUGCUUUGACUGUGACGGCCAGGCUUCUAAGCAACGACUUCUAGCUCCAGUAGCUUUAGCAGCUUCUCCAGAUGGCGCUAUCUUCGUUGGAGAUUUUAACCUGAUCCGCAAGAUCCUGGUCGAUGGAACUGUGAAGACUGUCGUGAGACUCAACGCUACCAGGGUGUCUUACAGGUACCACAUAGCUUUGAGCCCCCUGGAUGGUGUCUUGUACAUCUCAGACCCAGAAUCGCACCAGAUCAUCCGCGUCAGGGAUGUUAAUGACUACACAGACCCGGACCACAACUGGGAGACUGUUGUAGGAUCAGGAGAACGUUGCUUACCUGGAGACGAAGCUCAUUGUGGUGACGGAGCGCUUGCUAGAGACGCUAAGCUAGCUUACCCCAAAGGCGUCGCAGUUUCAGCGGACAAUGUCCUGUACUUUGCUGAUGGCACCAACAUCAGGAUGGUUGACCGGGACGGAAUCAUCACCACUGUCAUCGGCAACCACAUGCACAAGUCCCACUGGAAGCCUAUUCCCUGCGAAGGUACCUUGAACGUCGAAGAGGUGCAUCUUCGUUGGCCGACUGAGCUUGCUAUCAACCCCCUGGACAACAGUUUACACAUAAUCGACGACCACAUGGUCCUCCAAUUGGCUCCUGAUGGCCGCGUCAAGGUAGUAGCAGGCAGACCCUUGCACUGUGCUAGCGCCUCUACUUCAGACACUGAACUAGCGACUCAUGCCACUCUGGUGAUGCCUCAGUCCAUAGCUUUUGGACCUUCUGGGAGUUUGUACAUCGCCGAAAGCGACUCCCAAAGGAUCAACCGGAUCAGAGUCAUUCUGACUGACGGGAAGAUCGGUCCUUUCGCUGGAGCCGAGUCCAAGUGCAAUUGUCUUGAGCGUGGCUGUGAUUGCUUCGAAGCUGACCACUAUUUAGCUUCUACGUCCAAAUUCAAUACCAUUUCUGCUGUGGCAGUUUCUCCUGAUGGAGUCGUCCACAUUGGAGAUCAAGCUAACUAUCGGAUCAGGUCUGUGAUGGCUAGCAUUCCUGAUGCUUCAGGAGCUAGGGAGUAUGAGAUCUACUCGCCAGAUACGCAAGAAAUCUACGUGUUUAACAGAUUCGGGCAGCAUAUCUCCACCAAGAAUAUUCUAACUGGAGAAACUUUUUAUGUCUUCACUUACAACGUCAACACCAGCAAUGGAAAGCUGAGCACAGUCACUGAUGCUAGUGGCAACAAGGUCUUCUUGUUGAGAGAUUACAGCAGCCAGGUUAACUCUAUUGAGAACACAAAGGGCCAGAAGUGCAGGUUGAGGAUGUCCAGGAUGAAGAUGCUCCAUGAGCUCAGCACUCCGGAUAAUUACAACGUCACCUUUGACUACCAUGGAUCUUCUGGGCUGCUCAAAACUAAAUUAGACAGCACCGGUAGGAGCUACGUUUACAACUACGACGAAUUUGGAAGAUUAACUAGCUCAGUGACGCCAACUGGAAAAGUUAUUGAUCUUACCUUUGAUCUAAGUGUCAAGGGCGCUACGGUUAAAAUCGGGCAGAACAAUCGCAAGCCAGUGUCCAUGCUGAUCAAGGGGUCCAGUGUUCUGACCAAAGUUGGAGAAGCUGAAGGAAGAACUACCGUCGCUGGAGAUGGUUCUGUGGGUAAGGUUACUUCCUGGGGGCACACUGUCAGCACAGAUACGCUUCCUUAUGCUAUCCUAGCGGAAAUUGAACCGCUAUUAGGAGAAAGCUACCCUGUACCAGCAAAACAAAGGACUGAGAUUGCCGGAGAUCUAGCCAAUAGAUUCGAGUGGAGAUACUAUUUAAGAAAAGUCCAGGGCAAAAGGGGCAAUUCUAAAGCUGUGGCACAAGUUGGCAAGAAAUUACGAGUCAACGGUGAUGUUCUUUUGUCGUUAGAGUACGACCGUGAUAGCAAUACAGUCGCAGUUUUUAUAGACGAUCGUGUGGAGCUGCUUAAUGUUACCUACGACCGGAACGCUCAGCCACUGAAGUGGCUACCCAGGAACGGAAUCUUCUCAGGAGUUGACCUUGAGUAUGACCGGUUCAGUAGAUUGACUCGAUGGACCUGGGGAGACAUCAGCGAGAGCUACGGAUUCGAUCGAGCUGGACGGCUGUUUGAAAUCAAGUACUCAGACGGCACCGCGAUGGUCUACGCUUUUAAGGAUAUGUUCAGCAGCCUUCCGCUAAAGGUAACAACGCCACGAGGAAGCGACUAUCUGCUUCAGUAUGAUGAAGCUGGAGCACUUCAAUCCUUAACGACACCCAGAGGACAUAUCCAUGCAUUCUCCUUGCAAACAUCUCUUGGAUUCUAUAAGUACCAGUAUUACUCUCCAAUGAAUAGGCAUCCUUACGAAAUCCUGUAUAAUGAUGAUGGUCAGAUUCUGGCGAAGAUUCUGCCACAUCAAAGCGGCAAGGUCGCUUACGUCUACGACCAUGCUGGAAAAUUGGAGACUACUUUAGCAGGAUUGUCGUCGAUUCACUACACCUAUCAGGAAACUACUUCCCUAGUCAGGAGCAUUGAUAUCAACGAGCCUAACUUUGAAAUGCGAGUAGAGUACAAGUACCACGCGGGAAUUGUCAAGGAUGAGAAGAUCAAGUUUGGCAGCAAAAGUGGCAUGGACAACGCGCAUUAUAGAUACCAGUAUGACGGAAAUGCUAGGAUUUCGGGAAUUGAAGUUGAUAUCAACGGAAAACAGCUGCCUCAAUUGAGGUUGAAGUACAACCAGAACUUGGGAGUGCUAGAAGGAGUUGGAGAUCUGAGGAUUUACCGCAAUACCUUCAAUAGAUCCGUGAUGCAAGAUGCUAGCAAGCAAUUCUUCACUGUGACGGAUUAUGAUGACCGUGGAAGAACCAAGAGUGUGGUGAUGAACAUCAGAUCUUUGGAUGUCUUCAGGAUGGAGCUGGAGUAUGAUAAUAGGAAUAGGAUAAAGAUGCGUAAGCUUACAAUUGGAAAGGAUUCUAUGGAUAAAAAAGAGUGGUCCAGGAUGGACAAGAUCACUUACAAUGCUGAUGGUCAUGUUCUUGAAGUGGCAGACACUGACAACAAUUGGCAGUAUGCUUACGAUGAAAAUGGCAACGUCGUUGGUGUUACGGAGCACAAUGAAAAGAUAACUCUUGGGUAUGACAGUGGUGACCGGGUUGUCCAGUAUGGAGAUGUUGAAUUCAAUUCUUAUGACAGCCGUGGGUUUGUUGUGAUUCGCGGAGAGCACAAAUAUAGGUAUAAUUCUCGAGGUCAGCUGAUUCACGCUUCAGAGCACAAGAAGUUCCAGAUUUGGUAUUACUAUGAUGACCAGGGUAGACUAGUGUCCUGGAACGACGACCGGGAGAAUAUUACCCAAUUCUUCUAUGCCAAUCCCAAAACUCCUGAAUUGAUCACACAUGUCCACUUUCCCAAGACUCAGAAAACCUUCAGGUUCCUUUACGAUGCCCGAAAUUUCUUGACAACUGUCGAAACAUCAGAGCAAAGAUUCUACGUUGCUUCUGACCAAAAUGGAUCACCAUUGGCGCUGUUUGACACCAAUGGGAAUCUAAUUAAGGAAAUGCGAAGAACUCCUUUUGGAAAGAUUAUUAAGGAUACUAAUCCUGACUUUUACUUACCGAUAGACUUCCACUCAGGAUUGCUGGACCCGGUGACUAAAUUAGUCUACUUAAACAAGCGGCUGUACGAUCCAACAGUUGGGCAGUGGAUGACACCAGCUUGGGAGCAGAUGGUCAACCAAUUGACCACUCCAACGGAUGUCUUUAUCUACCGAUUCAGGAAUAAUGAUCCAAUCAACUCCAAAUUGUCUGUGGAUUACAUGACAGAUCUAGCCAGCUGGUUGAAGCUCUACGGCUAUGACAUCCCUUCGAUGCUAGGAUCUGAGUACACCAAACAGAUGAUAAACCAGCCGUCAGCUACGAUAACCUCGCCGCAGCUGACUCCUGACUUUGGAGUGAUGUCCGGGUUGCAGUGUAUCGUCAACCGGGUCCAUGAUAAAUUCUCCGAUCUAGACUUCGUGCCCAAACCUUUGCUGAAAUUAGAACCCAAGACCCGGAACCUGCUCCCGCGUGUUGCUCAUAGGCGAGCUGUCUUUGGCGAAGGGAUCCUGGUGUCUAGAGUAGGAGGCCGUGCUUUAGUAAGCGUGGUUGAUGGUGUUAACAGUGUGGUUCAAGAUGUCGUCACCAGUGUCUUCAAUAAUUCUUACUUCUUGCCGCUGCAUUUCAGCGUUCAUGACCAGGAUGUCUUUUACUUCGUCAAGGACAACGCACUGAAGAUGAGGGACGACAUGGAGGAGUUAAGGAGGCUCGGAGGAAUGUUCAAUGUGUCGACUCAUGAGACUACUGAGCACGGAGCUGGAACCUGGAAGGAAUUGAGGCUUCACAAUCCUGAUGCUGCUGUCGUGAUCAAGUAUGGCGCUGAUCCUGAGCAGGAGCGCCACAGAAUCUUGAAGCACGCCCACAAGAGGGCGGUUGAACGGGCCUGGGAGAUCGAGAAGCAGCUGGUUGGUGCUGGGUUCCAGGGCAGAGGUGAUUGGUCCAAGGAGGAAAAGGAUCAGCUGCUCACUAGAGGUAGUGUUGAUGGCUACGAGGGCGUUGACAUCCACAGUGUUCACAGGUAUCCUCAGCUGGCUGAUGAUCCGGGAAAUGUCGCGUUUACUAGAGACACUAAGAGGAAGCGCCGUAAGAGUGGGAACAGGAGGGCCAGGUUCCUUAGGCAUGACACGUGAUCAUGGUGCCAUGAUUAUGAUGAUGAUGAUCAGUGAUUUGUAUAUGGAAGUGUCAAAAUUAAGCUAGUCCGCUUAGUAAAAUAAUUAUUUUGUAGGUGUUAUAUAUUAAGUAUGUUAAUGAGGGGAGUGUAUGGUCACUAUGGAGGGGAUAAGGCUGUAAAGUGGGGGGGGGGAUAAAAGUGGUGGAAUAAUAUAUCCGGACAAUGGCGUCUUAGCAUCACACAGGGUCUAAAAGACAAAUAUUUAAUAAAAAAAUAAUUCACUAAAAGAAUGUUCAUUGUCCACCUUCGUCCAAAACAAAGAUUGUUGGUACACUAAACUUAUAGAUGGCUAAGCCAAUAUUUUUACGAGCAAAUAAUUACUUAUUAUUUUGUAAAUAUCUAAUUGUAGAUAGUAUUAAUUAAUUAAUCGGCUUUUUUAUAUA
Messenger RNA from Cotesia glomerata, 10462 nucleotides. RefSeq names its product teneurin-m (gene Ten-m). The transcript has 14 exons. The record is from RefSeq and is a predicted model, not a curated record. Gene Ontology annotation, biological process: motor neuron axon guidance. Bases 382 to 10038 code for a protein of 3218 amino acids. Lineage: Eukaryota; Metazoa; Arthropoda; Insecta; Hymenoptera; Braconidae.